Molecule: messenger RNA, 1182 nt
Organism: Penicillium diatomitis
Lineage: Eukaryota; Fungi; Ascomycota; Eurotiomycetes; Eurotiales; Aspergillaceae
Exons: 3
Coding region: 1-1182 (393 amino acids)
Molecular function (GO): ferrous iron binding; ferric iron binding; acid phosphatase activity
Source: RefSeq, a predicted model, not a curated record
AUGCCGGCCAUGUCGCGAAUUGCCCUGACUCUGGGCCUCACUCUGGGUGCUGCUGUCGCUGCGCCCAACUCCAUUCCUGCUCCCACCGCAGCUGAGCACAUGACCCUUGCUCUUCUUGGAGAUUACGGCUGGACUGGCUGGCAGCCUCUUCCAUUGGAAUUCUGCAAGAAUGUUCUGCCUAAGCUGCAGAGCGCGGGUGUGACCGUUCCCAAGGAAAUCGUGAAUGACUGCGACCCUGGUGAUCGCCUGGCCAUUGGAAAUGCUACCAUCGAGGAGCGUCGCACCGCCAAGUACAUCGAAAAGGUCUGCCUGAAGAAGGAUUGCGCGGCUUUUGUCUCCGUCGGAGACAACUUCUACGACAGUGGUGUGGCCUUCCACUCGGAGGGUAUCAACCGCUUCUAUGAGGGCUGGGCCAACAUGUACGUCGGCAAGGCCUUUGAGGGCAAGCGAUGGUACCAGGCCAUUGGCAACCACGACGUUGUCACUGGCAAGGCGGGCGUUGACUUCCAGACCCGCAUUGCUCCUCUGAUGGAUGACCGAUGGUACUUUGGCCCCGAGAACAAGCCUUACUAUAGCUACGAUCUUAAGGGCAGCGACUGGACCGCCACUUUCGCCGUCGUCGACUCCGAUUGCUUCGUCAACAGCUACCAGAAGCCCGACUCGGUCUACAACACCGACUACGUGAUUGAAUGCCACAAGGACAAGCAAACCCAGGUCGAGUUCCUGCGCAAGGCCUUUGCCGAGUCCGACGCCACCUGGAAGAUCCUGCAGAUCCACCACGGUUUCUUGUCCUCCAGCACCAACUACACCGAGCUGGCCCCUCUGAUCGACAUUGUCCGCGAGAACAACGGUGUCGUGGUCAACGGUCACGACCACUGCAUGGCCCACUACGAAUCCGAGGGUACCAACUUUGUCCUCACCGGUGGUGCCGGCUACGCCCAGGCAGGCGACUGCAACAACGGUGUUCCCCUCGGUCCCUUCACCAAGUGGCUCGGUGCCAGUGCCGACCAGGCUGCCAACGGCUUUGUCACUCUCGACAUUUCCUCCAAGGAGUUGCUCUUUGAGUACUACGCUCGUGACAUGAAGAUGAAGGGUGCGGAUUAUUACCCCGUCGCCAACGACAUGAUGCCCUCUUACAACUUCACCGUCACCAAGCAUGCCACCAAGGGUCUUCACAACUAG